Molecule: messenger RNA, 4857 nt
Organism: Sorex araneus (European shrew)
Lineage: Eukaryota; Metazoa; Chordata; Mammalia; Eulipotyphla; Soricidae
Gene: RNF17
Product: ring finger protein 17
Exons: 35
Coding region: 1-4857 (1618 amino acids)
Source: RefSeq, a predicted model, not a curated record
AUGGCGGCCGAGGCGUCCGUGGCCCAGCGCGUCCUCUCUUCCUACCGGCAGAUGCGAAGGCUGGGUCGACCCUGCGGAAGCGCGGAGACCCAGUGCGCUCGAUGUGGAAGAAGCGUGGCGGGAGUUUCAGGUCACCACCAUGAACUUCAGUGUGGACAUGCUUUUUGUGAAUUGUGCUUGUUAAUAACUGAAGAAUAUAGCACAAUUAUGUGCCCUGAUUGUGAGGUUGCUACAACUAUAAAUAUGAGACAAGGCUACUAUACAGUAGAUGGAUGUAUUAAAGAAGAUUCUUUUAUGGAGAAAUUGCAAACUAAAAAGAUAAAGAAUUGUUCUCGAGACUUUAAAAAGACUGCUGAUCAGCUAACUGUUAGUUUAGAACAUUCGGUCUCCACAUGCAAGAGUAUUUUGAACCUAUCAACUGCAAUGAUGGAGACCAAAACUGCAGAAGAAAUAGAUGAAGCAUUGAAGGUAGCAGACUAUAAUAUUGAACAAUUAAAUACAGCUGUAAAAAUGCUUGAACACAUACACAUUAAAGCAAAAGAAGAGAUGGUCAGUAUGAUAGAGGUUCUGGAGAAACAAUUUGAUCAACUUUUUACUUCUCUUGAUUCCAGGAAAAAGAAACUGUGUGAAGAAUUAGUAAGAAAUACAGAUGAUUACUUAUCAACUGUAAUGAUGGCCAGAAGCUAUAUUGAAGAGAAAAAAAAUGACUUGGAUGCAGCUAUGAAGAUAGCAAAAGAGUUGAAAUCAGCACCAUCUCUAAGGACAUACUGUGAUGUAAAUCAGAUUAUCCGAACUUUGAAGUUUACAUUUGAGAAUGAAUUGUCACAAGUUUGCUCUCUCAAGCAAAGAAGCUCUCCCAGGUUAAAUAUGAAUUGCAGUGAGAUGAUAUAUGUGCUCAACAAUAUGGGAAAGAUUGAAUUUGAAGGCUCAACAAAAUGUGAUCCACAAGAAAGGGAAAUUGAACAAAAUGUUCAAAACAAAUGUAAUAGUAAAAAGGAAUUUUCUUCUCGUGAUACAUACUCAUCACUACAAAAAAAAAAGGUUGACCUGUCUAUCCUAACUAAGGAAACCGCACCAUCUCCUUUGCAAAGAGAAAGCAAUGAUGCACAUUUAGAGGUCAAAAUAUUUCAGCCACAUAAAGAAUUGGUUUCAGCUACAGCUCCUAAAAUUAUUGCUGCUCUACCUCAGAUGGGCUCCAGUCCUGAUGUGAUAAUUGAAGAAAUUAUUGAAGAAAACCUGGAAAGUUCUCCUGAGCUAGUUUUUGUAAGCCAUGUUAUACAUCCUUGCCACUUCUACAUUCGGAAGUAUUCACAAAUAAAUGAUGUAACAGUAUUGGAAAAGAAGAUAAAUCAGUUUUGCAAUAAGAGCCUACCUCUUGAUCAUUCUGACAUUUUGGAGCUAGGUGCAAGAAUAUUUGUCAAAAGUAUUGAAAAUAAAAUGUGGUGUAGAGGAAUUAUCACUGAAUUAAUUCCAAUAGAAAGUGAAGAUACUAGAAAACUUAGUAGUCCAACCAGAUUCUCAGUUUGUGAAGUCGCACUAAUACAAAUAUUCAUGGUAGAUUUUGGAAACUCUGAAGUCCUAAAUGUUACAAGAGUUGGUGAUUCCUAUGUGAGAUCAGAACACAUUGCUAAGAAGCAUAUAGUGUUAAAUGACUUAUGUCUGAUUCUAAGGAAGUCUGAAUCUUAUUUUGAAAGUCUGUUGAAAGACAUUAAGCCAUUAGCACAGCCAUGCGCAUUGAAAGACAUUGUUCCACAGAAUUCAAAUGAAGGCUGGGGAGAAGAAGCUAAAGUAGAAUUUUUGAAAAUGGUAAAUAAGAAGGCUGUUUUAAUGAAAGUUUUUAGGGAAGAAGAUGGAGUGCUUAUUGUAGAUCUGCAGAAACCACCAACAAACAAAAUAAGCAGUGAUAUGCCUGUGUCUCUCAGAGAUGCAUUAGUUUUUAUGGAGCUAGCAAGGUUUCGGUCACAAUCACCAAGAGGUUACUCUGAAAAAAACAUGACAUUAUGCUAUCAUCCACCUAUUUUGCCUAAGGAAAUGAAAGCUGUUUCAGUUAUGGUUUGUCACAUAAAUAGUCCUACUGAUUUCUACCUUCAGUUGAUGGAAAGCCUGGAUUUUUUAUGUUUAUUGAAGACAAUUGAGGAAUUCUAUAAAAGUGAGGAUGGGGAAAAUCUGGAAAUCCUCUGUCCAGUUCAAGAUCAAGCCUGUGUAGCUAAAUUUGAAGAUGGAGUUUGGUAUCGAGCAAAAGUUAUCGGAUUUCCUGGACAUCGUGAAGUUGAAGUUAAGUAUGUAGACUUCGGUAAUACUGCAAAAAUAACUCUUAAAGAAAUGCGUAAAAUCAAGGAUGAGUUUCUGAAGCCCCCAGAGAAGGCAAUUAAAUGUAAGCUGGCCUAUAUUGAACCAUGUAAACGGACCAAACAGUGGCCCCAAAAAGCUAAAGAAAAAUUUGAAGAAAAGACUCAAGAUAAAUUUAUGACCUGCUCAGUCAUUAAAAUUACAGAAGAUAAUGUGCUCGUAGUAGAACUUUUUGAUUCUCCUGGUGUUCCUGAGAUGACUCCUACUAGUAUUAAUGACCAGCUAGUCAAAGAAGGCCUAGCAUCUUAUGAAGUAGGAUAUACCCCAAAAAAUAAUUCCAAAAAGGAUAUUGAAGUAUGGGAUCCUUCUCCAGAAGAAAUUAUUUCUAAUGAAGUAAACAACUUAAAUCCUGUGUCUGCAAAAUCUCUCCCUACUGAGAACCUCCAAUCUCUUUAUAAUAAGGAACUGCCUGUGCAUAUUUGCAAUGUAAUAUCUCCAGAGAAGAUUUAUGUUCAGUGGUUAUUAACAGAAAAUUUACUUCAUAGUUUAGAAGAAAAGAUGGUAGCUGCUUAUGAAAACUCAAAAUGGGAACCCAUCAAGUGGGAAAAUGAUAUGCAUUGUGCUGUUAAAGUUCCAGAUAAAAAUCAGUGGCGAAGAGGUCAGAUCAUCAGAAUGAUUACAGACACAUUGGUAGAGGUCUUGCUCUAUGAUGUGGGUGUUGAGCUAAUAGUGAAUACUAACGACUUAAGACAACUUCAAGAAAACCUAAAAGCAAUGGGAAGAUUAUCCUUGGAAUGCUCUCUUGUUGAUAUAAGACCAACUGGUGGGAGUGACAAGUGGACAGCGACAGCUUGUGACUGUCUUUCAUUGUACUUAACUGGAGCUGUAGCAACUAUAAUCUUACAGGAAAACAACACAACGUGGCCGUUACCUGUAAAAAUUUUCUGCAGAGAUGAAAAAGGAGAGCGUGUUGAUGUUUCUAAGUAUUUGAUUAAGAAAGGUUUGGCUUUGAGAGAAACAAGAACUAAGUUAGAAAAAAGCUCUCUAUUAUCUGAGAAGUCUCUGCAGAUCCUUCAUGGGCAAGAAGUUUCAAUGAUCACUAAGGAAAUUAAAAUUAAUUUUGACUCUGAUAAAAAAGAUAGUGCUAAUAUCAGUGAACACAAGGUGUCUGAAGUUAAGGAGAAAAUCCUAGAACCAAGAACCAUUGGAUGCUAUAAACCACCAACUAUUCCUAAUGUGAAAGUAUUUGAAGCAAUAGUAAGCUGCAUAGAUGAUGAUGGAACUAUAUUUGUAGUACCGAAAUUGUCAGAAUUUGAACUAAUAAAAAUGAUGAAUGAAAUUCAGAAUAAUUUGAAAUGCCUUGGUCUUUUGGAGCCAUAUUUCUGGAAGAAGGGAGAAGCCUGUGCAGUAAGAGGAUCAGAUACCAUGUGGUAUCGGGGCAAGGUCAUGGAAAUUGUUGGAGGCACCAUCAGGGUACAAUAUUUAGACCACGGAUUCACUGAGAAGAUUCCACAGUGUCAUCUGUACCCUAUUUUGCUAUAUCCUGAUACACCCCAGUUUUGUAUUCCUUGUCAGCUCUAUAAUACUGCACCUGUUGGAAAUAUCUGGCAACCAGAUGCUGUAGAACUCCUGCGGGAACUGCUUUCAAAGAGAGAAGUGGAAAUUCAUGCCAUGGAAUUACCUGAAAACCCCUGGGGAAAAUUAUCUGUUCAUAUCUAUUUUGAUGGAAUGUCACUUUCUUAUUUUAUGGCACACCAUAAACAUUGCAUUUUUGAACACCCUGAGGAAAUAUCAGAAGAAAAACCAAUGAAUUACAAUAAAAAGUAUGAAGAGGAAAGAUGGGAAAUCAAGUUUGAGGAAUUGCUUUUGUCUGAAACAGAAACUCCUAUUUUACCACCAUAUUUAUCUUCAUCUCUGCCUCCCCCAGGAGAACUCUAUGCUGUUCAAGUUAAGCAUGUAAUCUCACCUAAUGAAGUGUAUAUUUGCCUUGAUUCUGUUGAAAACAGUGAUCUGUUUAAUAAGCAUAGUAACUCAGAUGGCAAUGGAAUAACCUGGGAAUCUGGGUCUGAGAACCUUGAGGAAGCACUACGGAGAUUUAAUAAGAAGGUGGAGACAUUUCCUCCUCUGACAGAUUUUAGAACAGAAAUGCCUUGCCUUGCAGAAUAUGAUGAUGGUUUAUGGUAUAGAGCAAAGAUAAUUUCCAUUAAAGAAUUUAAUCCUCUAACUAUCCUGGUACAAUUUGUUGACUACGGAACAACUGGAAAGCUGACAAUAAACAGAUUACGUCAAAUUCCUCUUCGUCUUAUGCAGUAUCCAACCCGAGCCAUAAAGGUUUUCUUGGCAGGGUUUAAACCACCCAUAAGAGAUUCAGGAAAGACAAGAAUACCAUAUUGUCCUAAAUGGAGCAUGGAAGCAUUGUGGGCCAUGAUAGACUGUAUUCAAGGAAAACACCUUUAUGCUUCUUCAAUGACUCAUGCUCCAGAACUAACAGUCACACUGUAUGAAGAUGAACAUUAUCCAGUUCAUAUGUCAUUAGUAGAAAUGGGACUUGCAGACAAAGAUGAAUGA